AUGUCGAAAGAGCAAGAAUACAGUCCGCUCAUGGCCGAGGACGGCGAAACCGAGCCAUCCCUCUCCAGUCCACAGAGGAAGGGUAUUGUGGCGCGUUGCACUUCGAAACUCACCCGAGGCGUGCUGGGAGUCAUCAUCGCCAUUGAGACGAUCGCUCUCAUCGUUGCUCUCGUAACUUUGAGCACUAAGCGUCACCGACCAACGUGCUUCGUCACCCCUACCCCCCAACAAGUCCUCUAUUCUCCUGCGCUGGAUGCUAUAGAACACGAAGUUCGUGUCUACAAUGUUGGCUUCACAGGCGAUCUCUCCCCCUUCCAAAUUCCUUCCUCCGUCAAGCUCGACCAAAUGUGGAGCGACCUCUAUAACUUUGGUAUCUCGAGAAUCACGAAGGAAGAAGCGGCUCAACUCCCAAAUAAGACCCAUGCUAUACCCGGGGACCCAGGACACUACAUUGCUGAGCUCGACGUCUUCCACAACUUGCACUGCCUGAACAAAGUGCGAAUGGCCCUCGAUCCGGAUUACUACCCAGAGUGGCGUAUUUCGACGACUAACAACUGGAUCGAGGAGCAAAAGAACGCGACAGAGCAUGUUCACCAUUGCAUCGACUGGAUUCGUCAGUCUAUCAUGUGUGCAGCGGAUACGAGUGUUAUUGUCUGGCAAUGGAAGAACUGGGCCAACGCAAGCCUCGUUCAAGGCAAUGUCGCGCACACCUGUCGCAAGUUCGAUAAGAUACAGGACUGGGCGAAGGACAGAAUGCUGCUCAAGACUUUUGACCCAACUGUGAGGAUCGAGGACGACAUCGUAGUUCCAAUCUUCCACUCCGAUAUGUCUUAG
Messenger RNA from Mycena indigotica, 834 nucleotides. RefSeq lists its product as uncharacterized. The coding region runs from base 1 to 834 and encodes 277 amino acids. The transcript is spliced from 7 exons. NCBI's taxonomy places the organism in Eukaryota, Fungi, Basidiomycota, Agaricomycetes, Agaricales, Mycenaceae. Gene Ontology annotation, biological process: mycotoxin biosynthetic process. The record is from RefSeq and is a predicted model, not a curated record.